Messenger RNA from Gadus macrocephalus (Pacific cod), 4232 nucleotides. Its product is annotated as semaphorin-4D-like. The coding region runs from base 248 to 3064 and encodes 938 amino acids. Gene Ontology annotation, molecular function: semaphorin receptor binding; chemorepellent activity. The record is from RefSeq and is a predicted model, not a curated record. The transcript is spliced from 16 exons. NCBI's taxonomy places the organism in Eukaryota, Metazoa, Chordata, Actinopteri, Gadiformes, Gadidae. Gene Ontology annotation, biological process: semaphorin-plexin signaling pathway; neural crest cell migration; ossification involved in bone maturation.
AACAGCCUCGGGGAGCGCCGAGUCCAGUCGCCGCUACCAGCCGCCAUGCUGAGCAGAGAGACACACAGCAGAGAAACUUAACUUGUCAAAGCUCCUGCAACCACACGCCAUCUAUCGACUCUUUUGCACGGGACGAAGGAUACAUUGCAUUGAGUCAAUAUCGGCUUCCCUUCCCUAACACUGCUGUGACGGUCGCUCCGGGCCUCACCAUCCCCACACCUCAGUGACAACCACCUCGGGCCUUUAAAUGAACCCAUACUCGCUCGCUGAAGCCAUGACAGACAAAGGGAACCUGACGGUGCCCAGGUUAGCAGAGUCCAACAUGGGCCUGGGAGUGCUGGGCGUGUUCCUGGGCCUCCUUCUGGAGGUCUCCAGCCACGGGCCCCACAGCGGGCCCCGCACCACCUGGAAGCACCAAGACGUGGACCUGUUGGAGUUCUCCGAGCCGGGGGUCUUCAACUACUCCACUCUGCUGCUGAGCGAGACGAGGGACGCGCUGUACGUCGGCGCCCGGGAGGCCAUCUUUGAGCUGAGCAAGAGGAACGUGACGGUCCGCAACAACAAGGUCCAGUGGAAGGUUGCGGAUACGCCCAUGAGCAUGUGCAUGCUGAAGGGGAAAUCUAAAGAGAAGGACUGCCUGAACUACAUCCGGGUGCUGCAGGUGCUGAACGAGGAGCACCUGUACGUGUGUGGGACGCACGCCUUCCAACCGCAGUGUGACUAUCUGUCGAUCAAAGACUUUGUGCUGGAGGGCCGGGCGGAGGACGGCCGGGGGAAGUGUGCCUUCGACCCAUCCCACAGCGUCACCACCGUCAUGGUUGAUGGCGAGCUCUACUCCGGCACGGUGUAUAACUUCCUGGGCAGUGAACCCAUCAUCUCGCGGUACUCCCCUCAGCAGGCCCUGCUGCGCACAGAGUACUCCACGUCAUGGCUCAAUGAGCCCAGCUUCGUGUUCGCGGACGUGAUCCGCGAGGGCGGGGGUCCCGCCGGGGAGGACGACAAGAUCUACUACUUCUUCACCGAGGUGUCCGUGGAGUACGAGUUCUUCGGCAAGCUCUUCAUCCCCCGGGUGGCCCGCGUCUGCAAGGGAGACCUGGGCGGUCAGCGCACGCUGCAGAAGAAGUGGACGUCCUUCCUGAAGGCCAAGCUGGUGUGCUCCAUGCCCGAGCUCAACUUCGUGUUCAACGUGGUGCACGACGUGUUCGUCCUGGAGGCGGAGGACUGGCGCAACACGCUCAUCUACGCCGUCUUCACAUCCCAGUGGGGCAACGUGGGCCUUUCGGCCGUGUGUGUGUACAACAUGGCGUUGGUGGACGAGGUGUUCUCCAAGGGGAAGUACAUGCAGAAGGCCACCGUGGAGCAGUCCCACACCAAGUGGGUCCGCUACAACGGCAUCACCCCGUCGCCACGGCCCGGAGCGUGCAUCGACAACGCCAUGCGGCAGGAGAACAUCAACAGCUCGCUGCACCUGCCCGACAAGACGCUGCAGUUCGUCAAAGACCACCCCCUCCUGGAGGACCCCGUGCUGCCGGUGGGCGGGCGGCCCCACCUCAUCACCAAGGACGUCAACUACACCCAGAUCGCCGUGGACCGGGUGACGGCGCUGGACGGACGCGCCUACGACGUCAUCUUCACCGGCACCGACACCGGAGUCCUGCAUAAGUCGGUCCUGGACGAGGGAGAGGUGCACAUGGUGGAGGAGAUCCAGCUGAUCAAGAGCGGCGGGGCCAUCAAGAACCUGCUGUUGUCCUCCGAGACCCACUCCCUGUACGCCGGGUCAGACUCCGGCGUGGUCCAAUCCCCCACCGCCUUCUGUGGGAAGUACCUGUCAUGUGACCAGUGUGUGCUGGCCCGGGACCCCUACUGUGCCUGGGACCCUCGCUCUUCGGCCUGUGUCAAUAUACUUGACCGCCCAAAACUAACGCAGAAGGGUCUGAUCCAGAGUUUAAAAGGUGAUGCAGAUUCCUGUCCUGCAGUGGCGGCGCUCUCCCCCCGGGACUACGGGCGCGUGCUGGUGCGUCCGGGCAGCUCAGCGGAGCUCCCGUGCGCGCCGCCCUCCAACCUGGCGCUGGUGUCGUGGCGGCUCAACGGCUCGGCGCUCACCGAGGCCUCGCGCUUCCACUUCAUCGGCGAGGGCGGGCUGCUCAUCUACAGCGUGGGCCCCGAGGACCAGGGCCGCUACGAGUGCUGGUCCCUGGAGGGGGCCCCGGCCGCCGGCAAGAACUUCAGCCGGCAGGUGGCCGCCUACACCCUGGUGCUGGCCGCCCCCCCGGCCCCCCGGGGCCCCCGCAAGGACCUGGGCCGCGCCGCCCCGGAGCUGGGCCGCGCCGCCCCGCUCGGCGACCCCUUCCCCGAAGGUAACGCUAACACGCCGGGGCCCACCCCGCCGACCCCGGCCCGCCUCUCCCCCCCGCUGCCGCCGCCGCCCCCCCAGCCCCGCCCCGACUCCCCACUAACCCCGCCCCCCGGCGGCGGCCCGCUGCGGCUGCAGCCCCGGCACCACCCCCUCCAGCCCAGCUCCAAGGCCCCCGGGGGCCCGGAGGCGCGGGACCCCUCGGCGCAGUACCUGCAGCGGGGCAACGCGGCGGCCCUCCUCUGCCUCUUCCUGCUCUUCUUCUUCCUCUUCCUGGCGGCGCUGGCCUACAACUGCUACAUGCGCUACCUGCCGGCGCCCUGCCUGCGGCUGCGGGCCGCGCUGGUGGGGGGCCACAAGUCCCCGCUGCGGCCCGAGUACCGCGCCUGCGAGGGCGGCCUCAUGGAGCCCCCGGCCGCCGGGAAGCUGAAGCUGGCGCAGCGGCCCGAGGGCCAGCAGAACGGUAGCCAGACCCCCACCCCGACCCCCACCGCCACCGCCACCACCACCGCCACCAACACCGCCCAGAGCCAGCUGCGCGCGCUCCGCGACACGGGCUACGAGACGGAGCCCGACUGCGGCAACGGGAAGAUCCCGUCGCACGGGUUUGGCGGCGGCGGCGGCGACAGUCCCUCCAGCGAGAAGCCCUUCGACGUGGACUCGGACUCGCAGCACAUCGAGUUUGCCGACGCGGACGAACCGAGCUGCUAGCGCGAAAAUCUGCUUUUUUUUUUUUUUUUUUUUUUAUUCACCCCCACGCCGAGCGCAGAAAGUAUUUAUAGAGCGUCCGACUCUACAAGCUGCUUCCUUUCGAGGUAGAAUUGUGAAAUGUGAAAAUAUGACGGUGGAAAACUCAAGUGUUUUGCCUCCCCCUCAACUCUCCGAUAGAACCAACGGAUCGUUGGACAACCGAUGACCGUAGUCCAGCUAUAAAAAGAUUGCUAGUUAAAUUCCAAAUUGGAAACAUUUGUUUACCAAAUUGGUAAGUUAAAUUAAUGUUGACCAGAUUGGAGCCAUGUUGACUUUGUGCAGUGUUGGGGCCUGCGUCUUGAUACUUUUUCCUUUUGUAAACUUAUUGUAGAUCCUUUGGGGCUACCAGAUAUCUGGGGGAGUGGCGUGUUUCUAAACCAUCCCUAGUGUGAUCUGUGACUCCUCAGGGACUGAGCUGGCUUUGGUACGGGGGGAUCGUACCUGCGUUUCCUUUCUUGAAUGUUGUCACCGUUGAGCAUGAUGUCUGUGGACCGCAGCGUCCGCGAUACCGACGGUACCGAGGAUGUCAACACGAGAGACCACAACUGAAUGGAGGAAACGUGCGGGAUAUCCAAUAAAUAUGGACAGGGGACACUUUGACCGCUUGAUAACAUUUGAACCGGAAAAUGCAAAAGACUUAAAGAGGAUUGGAACCACUUUGAGAAAGUCACUGACGCGUGAAGUCUGACAUGCUGGAGAAGGGCGUUCAACUGUUCGUCCCGGAGUUGUUGUGCUGUGCCAUAUUAACUUCUACUAGUCCCAUUCCCCAGUAUGGUGUGACAAUAACCAUUCAUAACGCGUCUAAUUUAAGACCAUAUGCUUGAUAAACCUAUUUUUUUUUUCACUGAAAUAUGAGCCUGGGAUACAAUCGCAUUUUUUGUAUUUUUGUUCUUUUUAAUUUAAUUGAGCUUUAAGUAUUAGAGUAUUUCCAGAAAGCUAUUAUUUAACUGACACUGACGCACGACUCAAAUCACUGCAUCUCCUAUUCUGCUCGAGUUUCAUCUGUCAUUCCCCACCUUUUUUCCCUCCCUUUCGCACGUCCCCUCGUCUUCGUCAGCUGUCCUCACUACUCUCUCCUCCGUCUCCAUCCCCCCCCCAUCCCCUUUCUUCCCUCACAGCCCCGGCCACC